Messenger RNA from Diaporthe batatas, 2119 nucleotides. RefSeq lists its product as uncharacterized. The transcript has a single exon. Lineage: Eukaryota; Fungi; Ascomycota; Sordariomycetes; Diaporthales; Diaporthaceae. The record is from RefSeq and is a predicted model, not a curated record. The coding region runs from base 186 to 1949 and encodes 587 amino acids.
CUUUCCUCUAUUGUAUUUCAUCGGUCUAUCAGUUCGAAGGUUGAACCUUCAUUGCCAAAGUACUGCCAAACAUCACACCGGGCAUCACUGGCACUGGCGAUAAGCAGCUAGCCCCUGUGGAGCCAGCUUCACAUUUGAGACUCGCGUAUUACCGAGGCAGACCUCAUGUGCGCUAGGUGAACACCAUGGCUACCUUUACUUACUCCUCUCUUGACACUACACACCCAUCUAUUCGCCUCGUCCGCCUCCUCUCCGGGCAUGGCCCUAUCCAAUGCGAAUUGUUCACCUCAUUCCUCCCACCUGCCUGCUCAGAAGCACACCUGACCACGACUGUCCCAUACGAAGCAUUAUCUUAUACGUGGGGUGGCAGCGAGAAGACAGAUACAAUCAUCGCCAAUGGGUCACUGUUAGGCGUGACUAGAAACCUGUAUCUCGCUCUCAGUUACCUGCGCCGCGAGGACACCGAUCGAAUCUUGUGGAUAGACGCUAUAUGCAUUGACCAGGACAAUGCAAGAGAGCGAAACCACCAAGUCAGGCAGAUGGCCAGGAUUUAUGAAAGUGCCGAUGCGGUGAUCUUGUGGCUGGGACAGGCAACGUACGCAACAAAUGUGGCACUAGACUCAUUGAGGCAUUUGGAAAUUGAAAGCAAGAAGGUCGCUUGUAGGGGAUGGAGGAAGAGCGAUGCACGGUGGCACACGCUCUGGUCAAAAACGCAGAGGAAGUUGGCACGACGAUAUCCAGACCUCGUGUCAAGGCAAAGAGAAGGGAUACAAGACCUGUUCAACAGGCCUUGGUUUGAGAGGAUGUGGAUCAUUCAAGAAGUGGCUUACUCGCGAAAGGCACUUGUUUGUUGUGGGAACAAAUCUGUGUCGGCCAGGGUGUUCGCUCUGUCCCCCUACCUGUUCGCCGUCAAGCCAUCAGACCAAGCCCAGGCUAUCCUAGACAUCAUGCCUGGGCGUUCCAGAUACGACUCGUGGUGGGCUCAUGGCCACGACCUUUACACCCUUCUUCGAAAAUUUCGCUUCAGCAAGGUCAGCGACCCAAGGGACAUGAUAUAUGCUCUGGUCAGCAUUGCUUCUGACCCUGGGCUGCAGGAGACCCUGAUACCUGAUUACGAGAAGACCGAACGGGAAGUCAUUCGAGAAACAGUCUUGUUUCUUUGUCACGUUGACAUUGAGCUUAUUCCCGAGGUGUUGGACGGAUACUGGAAUGCCAUGGUAGAUGACCAGAGUAUGAUGGGUUUUCUCAAGAGCAUUGAUUCACUGCAUGCAGCAGCAAUGGAUCAACAUCUGCGCAAUCACCGUGGCGACUUUACUAAAUCCUUCUACACAUCGAAGGGCCAUAAUGUUCGCAUUACGAACGAGAUGAUAAAUAUCGCAGACAAGCAGAGGAAGACAGGCGACACCGACUUCGAAACACCAGUAGGGCUGAUCAUCAAGAAUCAUGCAAAUCUCGCAAUAUUGGAAAAUGCAUUGGAGAAUUGGCACACCGUUCCAUGGAUAAGGUUUUUACUCAAAAGCCUGCCACCUGAGGUGAGGAUCACAGAAAGCACCAUGGAGCUGGCCAUGAAGAACGCGUACUGUCCACGGGUGCUGGACUUGUUGUUUGAAGAACGGGGAAGUGAGGUACCGAUCACAGACCGAAUCCUAUAUUUUGCGGCUGGGUCAAUGCAGGUCAAGGAGAUAUUCGAGGUUCUGCUGCAAGCUAGAGGUGCCCAGGUUCGUUUGACACCAACUUUGAAAAGGAUGCUAGAGGAAAAUGGGUCACCGAAGCAUAAGGCAACACUUGAAUUACUUGAAAGCCUUGAGACUGCAUGGUUGGUCAACCGCCACCCACAGGAGGUUUCUAACGAAACCCUAGGGAAGGUGGAUACAGAGCGGCUGUUGGAUGAAUUCAGAGCCGGAUGGGAUGCUUUUGGAAUGUAUCGUUUUUCUUCUAUUGAUACCUAGAUAGCACAUACUCUCCAGUAUAAAGUCUUUCAUAAGGUAGUAGGAUAUUUAUAAACUUUUUAGAAGCUAAGAGGUGGGUAUAAAUAACCUUGCCUUAACCUCGUCGUAGUUCCCCUCUUCAAACUGAGCCCCGACUCCAAUCAGGUCAUUCUUCAUAUAUUCUUCUUUCU